Messenger RNA from Drosophila albomicans, 3974 nucleotides. Its product is annotated as ikaros family zinc finger protein. Gene Ontology annotation, molecular function: DNA-binding transcription factor activity; RNA polymerase II cis-regulatory region sequence-specific DNA binding. Gene Ontology annotation, biological process: regulation of transcription by RNA polymerase II. Bases 284 to 2449 code for a protein of 721 amino acids. The record is from RefSeq and is a predicted model, not a curated record. Lineage: Eukaryota; Metazoa; Arthropoda; Insecta; Diptera; Drosophilidae. The transcript has 5 exons.
CAAUCAGCGGAAUCGGCAUCGACAUCGGCAUCGACAUCGGCAUCGUCAUCGGCAAUCGGAAUUCAAAGUGAACGAAAAACGACGGACGACGCUUUUAUGUUGGCGACUGAUCGAAAGAACCCGCGCGCAGUGAAAUUCGUGGGAACAUUGCACAGGUGUUCGUUAAGAUAGUGGAAGAAGAACCAUAAUAAGAAGAAGCGACAGCAGCUAAAUGCAAUUCACAAUUUACAAUUAACUAGAACGCCAAGUGAUACAAAACAUAAAUAGAGUGCGAAAUAAGCAUAUGGCCGAAGCUUUAAGCACAGCAGCCAGUAGCAUGGAGCUGGCGCUCAAGGAUCCAAACGUGGGCGUGGGCGGUUUGAUCGUGGACAUGACACCGACAACAGCGGCGCUGUUGCAUCACAAUGCGCUGGCGUUGCGCAGCCUGAAAGAGGUGGCGAGCUCUGCAUCUGCGUCCGCAUCGGAAUCCGAGCAGCCGGAGCCGGCGGAGCCAACGAACCUGAGCACAGCUGGCGGUGGACCGCAUUCGCCGAUGACAUUCCGUUGCGAGCGUUGCGACAACUUUGAGACUAGUUCGCGCGCGACGCUAUUGUUGCAUGUGGUGCAAUGUCUAGCGGGGCAGGCGGCAGCAGCGGCCGCUGCGGUGGCAGCUGCGGGGCGACUGAAGAGCGAGGAGCACGACGAACCCGAGAACAUGAGCGUGAGUCACAUGGACACAACCAGCAACAAUAACGGCAGCAGCAACAACAACAAAGGCUCCAACGAAGGCGGCUCCAGUUCGUCGGCCAGCUCGUCGCCUGCGGGCAAUGGCAGCGCCUCAAGCGCAAGUGGCAGCGCCACAAGCGCAAAUGGCAGCGCCUCGCGCAAAGUGUUCGAGUGCGAUGUGUGCAAUAUGAAGUUCUCGAACGGCGCCAACAUGCGACGACACAAAAUGCGCCACACGGGCGUCAAACCCUACGAGUGCCGCGUCUGCCAGAAGCGCUUUUUUCGUAAGGACCAUCUAGCCGAGCACUUUACGACGCACACGAAAACGCUGCCCUAUCAUUGCCCCAUCUGCAAUCGCGGCUUCCAGCGUCAGAUUGCGAUGCGUGCGCACUUCCAGAACGAGCACGUCGGCCAGCACGAUCUGGUGAAGACUUGUCCGCUGUGCAGCUAUCGUGCCGGUUCGAUGAAAUCGCUGCGCAUUCACUUCUUCAAUCGUCAUGGCAUCGAUCUCGAUAAUCCCGGUCCGGGUGGCACUUCCUCGCUGCUGCUCGCCCUCGAGUCGCAGGCUUCUGCCGCUGCAGCGGCAGCUGCCGCCAGCUAUGUGUCACAGCCUCUGUCACAGCAGCAGCAACAGCAACAGCAACAACAACAGACGCCACAGCAGGUUGUGCAACAAGCGCCGCCGCCGCCGCCAGCGAGUCAUCAGAGCGACAGCGGUGAAUCGAUGCGUUCGCUGGAGAAUGCGACGCCGCCGAUGCACUUCCUCACGCCGCACGUCGAGAUCUCUACGCUCAAUGAGAACGGCAACACGGAGCUAUUCAAUCUGAUUUGCGUCUUGCGUGAAUCUGCUUUACAGGGCAACAACAACAACAAUAACAAUAGCCACACGAGCAACAACAACAACAACAUCGAGCUGGACUCGAAGGACAAGGAACAUGCGUUGCUGCUGCAGACACCCGUUGUGCUGGGCGCUCCACAGGAACUGCCCAUGGAUUGCAACACGAAGGCGACGCCAAUCUCGUCCAGUACUGCGAGCACAGCGAGCAGCCUGAAGAGUCAUCAUCUACAUCCGCAUUCGCACCAUCAUCACCAUCACCAUGAGAAUCACAUUACGCCCUCCAUCAGUCUGAUACCCAUCAAGCAGGAGCCACUGCUGGAUGAGGCGGACAAGAAGGAGUCGCUCAAUGGCAAUGACAGUGACUCGGAGCAUGCCUCCAACAAUAACAAUAACAACAGCAUCAGCAACAACAACAACAGAAUCACCUCACUGAUCAAGGUUUCGCCACUGAAAUCGCUGCUGCGCGAGGACUUAAAGCGUCGAAUCUGCGCCAAGGCGAACAAUCGGAUUACCCGCAAUGCGACACCGUUGGAGCACGAGAUGCAGCAGAACAUGAUGAACGGCAGCAACGCAGGCGGCACUGGGACAUCACCGGUCGGUGGCAAUGGAGCAAGCAAUGCCAGCACCUCGCCCAAUGGAGCCAAUCAUAACAAUGGCAGCGCGUCGGCGACGCCCAUUUGCAACGGGACGAUCACGUCGACGGGCCAGGAGACGGAGAUGCUGUUGAAUCGCAAACAGAUCUUGACGUGCCACUUUUGUGGCAUCGAGUUCCCCGACGAGACGCUCUACUUUUUGCACAAGGGUUGCCACUGCGAGAGCAAUCCGUGGAAGUGCAACAUCUGCGGUGAGCAGCUCAACAAUGUCUACGAGUUCAACUCGCAUCUGCUGAGCAAGAGUCAUCAAUAGCAGCCACAGUUCGCUGGCAAGUGAGCGGAGCAAGCAAACAUUGCCGGCAGCCAGCAAAAGUUGAAAGAGCGAGACAGCAGAUACAGCUCAAUCCAAGAGGAACAAAUAGAGUUUUGGGCGGAGAAGCGACCCAACUUUAAUGAAUUAGUGAUUAAAGCAAAAGUUUUUAAUUUCGAGCAAAAAGAAAACAAUGAGAGCUACGUAGUUACCUAAUCCCCCCACAAAGCGAUAAAGAGAUAGUUUCAUGUGAGAGUGAGGAGUGUCUAGAGAUCUAUAAAGAGAGUGGAGAGUGAAAGAGAGAGAGAGAGAGAGAGAGAGAGAGAGAGAGAGAAGAUAUGUUGGUUCCCCCUAAAAUCCUGUUAUGUAGUGUUAAUUAUUGCAAUUUUAGUCUGUAGUCUUGUGUAAGGCAAUAAAUCUAUAUAGACAUAUAUUUCCAGCCAGUCGAACUGGCAUACGUAGCGUCACGUAGCGCCAAAACGUAACAUCACGUAAACGAAAUGGUCAACUUACGUACUUAGCGAAGCUUCACGUAACGUUAACGUUGCGACAGCUAAGCGAAGCAUCACGUAAUGACAUUUAAUGUCAGUUCAAGGAAACGUAGCGUAACAUUACGUAAGCGUAGCGUAACGUCACGUUACGACAGAGAAGAGCAGCGUCACGUCACGUAAGCCAAGCUUCAGUUUGUAGAUGACGCCUCAAAGGCGUCUUUGAAAAGGGUUUUUAAACUAGGCAUUUUUCACAUAUUUACCAGAGACACUCACACAUACACACACACACACACUAUGUGUGUGAAAAGGGCUUUGAAUUUGUUAUGUUUUUCAGAGUUUAUCUAGCGCAAAAUGAGAGCAAAGUUUAAUUAUAAUCACACUUAUAUAACGAUAUAUACAGAUACAAGAAUUAUAUAUACUAUAUAAAUGAAUAUAUACAAAUGAAAGCAAUACAGUUAUAGCCGCCACACAGUUUUAGCCAACCCCAAAACACACACAUACAGACAGAUAUAUAUACAAUAUAUAUGUAGAUACAGAUAUAUAUAUAUUAUUAUACUCGUACCUUUUACUUAGCUCUUAGUUAAACUAACUUAUAAAAAAAACUUAACAAUAACGAUUAAGUGACGUUGAUCUGGGAAACUGCGCUUUACAAAAGCCAAAAACAAAAGCAAAAACAAAUGAAAACAACAACAGUUUUUUCCAAUAAUAAUAAAUUAGAGAAAUUCGCACAGUGCUGCUCAAAAGUUUGCAUACAACAAACGGUCAAAGCAAAGCAAAAUGAUAACAAAAAGAAAAAAAAACUAAAAUAUGAAAACAAUGCAAAUGUGAUACAAAAUUGUUGUAAAUAAUUGGUAAACAAAAAAAAAAGAAGUGAAUAGUAAAAGUAAUUUGUUGAAAUAAAAGAUUAAAGAUAAAAACUAUGCCUUAGAUGCCUAUAUACGAUACGAGAGCACGUUUUGCGUAUACACUGUACAAAAAAAAAAGAAGUGAAAAGAAAGGAAAAGCAAAAAUGAUAUACUGUUGAUAUGAUAGUUAAC